GUCAUGAAUCCUCUCUCGCAGUCACACUCCAUUCCUCUGCUAGAAGGAAUAUGCUGUACCAUAUCAGAUAUGAAUGCAGAUCAUGUGAUGGUCACGCAGGAAACCUUAACAGAGCAGUUAGUGAAAAAUUAUCCAGGCAUGGCAGUUCCCUCCCACAACACUUUAUAUAGUAUCCUUGGCAGUCUGAUUAAAGAAAGGAAAAUUUAUCAUACAGGAGAAGGAUACUUCAUUGUAAUUCCCAACACAUACUUUAUCACAAAUGAUGCCACAGAAGACAACAGAAGGAUCCUGCUGGAGGACAGUUGUUGCUGUUCAUCACCCUCCAUCACUUACCCUGUAAACACUGAGCACUGUGCAGACCCAGUGAAAGGAAACACUCCUUUGGUAUCCCAUUACAGAUCCUGCCAUUGUCUCCCUGACCAGAAUAUGUUCAGUGAACAAAGACAGCAGAAGCUUAUGAACCAUAAACCUAAUGGAGGAGGUAAGAAAGGCUGUAGUGAAUUGAAACCUUCAAUUCAAACUCAAGGAGCCUCCACAUCUACUGAAAACCACUCCUGGGACAUCAUCAAAUCCCUAACGUCUUUGAGAGAGAAACAGAAAUGCAAAAGGUUUGGCCUUGGCCUUUUCUGGAGAAGAACUUCUAAAAAGGAAAAACAUAAGAAGGAGUACUCCACUUUUUCAGCCCAGUUUCCUCCCAAGGAGUGGCCAGUCAGGGAUGAAGAUGACCUAGAUAACAUUCCACGUGAUAUUGAACAUGAAAUCAUAAAGCGUAUUAACCCUGCCCUUACAGUUGAUAAUUUGAUUAAGCACACAAUAUUAAUGCAGAAGUUUGAGGAGCUGAAAAAGUGUGCCAGUAGGGGUACCGCCUCUGAAGUGUUAACAGUUGGGCAAAACCAUCUUUCAAAGGACUGCAUUCAAAAGACACAAAGUAAAGCAGCAAAACACACCAGGAAAACCAAAUCAAACAAAGAGAGGCAGAUUAGUAGAAGCGAAAGGAAAUAUCAUACACAUGAGUUAACAUCCCAAAAUGAGAAACAGGAAGAGAACCUUUCACUGUCUAACAAAAACCAACAACCAUCUGAUGAAGUGGAAUCCCAUGUCAUAUACAAAAAACAGAUUAAGAACCCCUUUCAGGGUCUGUCACGGAGACGCAGCUUCUAUGCAAGAGGAUACAAAGGUACCAGGAGCAGCCAGCCAAAGCACAGGACUCAAAAGCAAGAAGGCGUUUUGCAAAGGCCAUGGCCCCUGGACUUCUUAAAAACCUUUGAAUAUGAAACUGAACAGCUGGCUAUGGAAACACAGGCUGAUAAAGCUAAACAAAACAAACUACUCCAUGCUAACAGGUCUUCUCUCCAACUAAAGAAAGAUAGUUUAAGUGAAAACUUUAGCUAUCCACAUGACAGGAUUUUCCAAAUAGAUAAGAAAUGCAAAUACUUUCUGGAGAGUAAUAUUUCUGAAGAAAAUGUCUACAGAGGAACAGUAAAAAAACAACCCAGGGAUAUGCAAAAAUCUUUUCACUCCUACGCCAGGGAUAAUGGUGUGUGCAAAGAAGAUGCAAUAUUUUCAUUAAAUCUGAGAGGUGAGUAUUGCAGGUGCAAAGAGGAAACUGUAUGUGAGUCAUUAGAUCAAACAGCAAAUGAAUUUCAAAAUGUCCGUCUUUCAAAUUAUAGAGCCAGUGCUAACAUGGUAAAAAAAUGUGUGAAAUACAGACAAAAGGCUGAUAACAAGAAUGAGCUUAUCUUUAAAUAUGACUGUGGGACCAUCUCAGGAACGAAGCUGGAAACUGAAGGAUUUACUGAGAAUUGCUAUCCUCUGUACCAAAAAGCACGUGGUAGUGACAGCUGUAGCUCAUGACAUCUGGAUGACAGUUCUGAAGGCAGUGGACCCCCUCACCUGCCUCCUGGUUGUGCUUUUUCAGAUACAAGAGAUUGGAGUAAAGCUGUGCAAAACUUGGGAACAACUAUGUCCCUAAAAAAUCAUCCCACCUAGUACAACAAAACUGUAAAUAAACCUGACUCCUACAGCAUGAAUGUAAGUGCUAGUUGUGCAGAAUCAACAGAUUGAUCAAAAGGACAUCCAAAAACAGAUGUCACAGAAAAAAGCUGUUUGUGCAGUCGGGUUCUACUGACAGUUCACAGAAAGGAAGAAGAAGAAGCUGGCCUUACAGAAUGCACAAAGGCAUCAGCUAUAGCAGAUUUCUGCCACAAUAAUGAUGCUGGCAAGACAGGAGAGACAGGUGAACUAGUGGCAUGCUGUGCUUUGGGGUCACAAAGCAAAGAAGGAAGAAAGUCUCAGGGAGAAAAAUAUCUGGUUUGUAAGAAUGCAUGUACUGUGAUAUCAAGACAGAAACACUCAGAAGGGACAGAAAACCGCAGCAUUACUGGAGACAGUGGAAUAAGCUCCCCAAGAUGGACUGAAAAGAAGAUGAAGCUUCCGGCCAAAUUCUGAAAGCAUAAAUAUUAAGGCAAAGAGGAGGACGAAAUGUAAGGGCAAUUGCAACAAAGCUCCUUGCUUCAGCUAACUCUUAUCAUUAAUAUUUGAUUAUCUUUUUUAAUGAGCUUUUUAAACUUUCCCUUUGUAACACAGUAACCAUAUUGUAAAUG
This is a messenger RNA of Calypte anna (Anna's hummingbird), 2603 nucleotides long. RefSeq names its product storkhead box 1 (gene STOX1). Gene Ontology annotation, biological process: positive regulation of transcription by RNA polymerase II. The record is from RefSeq and is a predicted model, not a curated record. Gene Ontology annotation, cellular component: nucleus; cytoplasm. NCBI's taxonomy places the organism in Eukaryota, Metazoa, Chordata, Aves, Apodiformes, Trochilidae. Gene Ontology annotation, molecular function: DNA-binding transcription activator activity, RNA polymerase II-specific; RNA polymerase II transcription regulatory region sequence-specific DNA binding.